AUAUCGACGCUACACGAAGUCAUUCUCUCUCACGUAGACCACCGCGCCUCCGGCAAGAUGCGUUGCGAGGUUGUUGCAGAUCAACCGAGCUUUGAGAAGGACUCGAUGGCAGCUAACAUCACGGUUGUAGACCCUCCCCCCCGAGGCCCCGACAUCAGCGGCGCCCGCGACUCGUACACCAUCGGAGAACUGCUGCUUCUGAACUGCUCCUCGUCCUUCUCGUACCCGCCCACCAACCUCUCCUGGGUCAUUAACGGUCAUAAGGCGCUACGUGAGACCGUGGUGGUGUACCCGAGGGACAGAGACAGCGAAGGGCGUGAGUCCUCGUGGUCGGGCCUGCAGAUGUGCCUUCGUCGGGAGCACUUUCGUAAUGGCGUCCUGGUCCUGCGCUGCAUAGCCACGAUCCUCCACGUGUACAACAUUUCUUCCGAAAUUCGUAUUACGGACUCCAGCUACAUCCAGAGUGCACCGAGAGAGGGAGCUUCCACUGCAGGAGCCGGAUCGUCGAGCCUCCUCCUUCCCCUUCUGCUGCUUCUGCCCGGCAUGCUGAGGGGAACCUGAUGAUGCCGUCGCGCCCCUCACUUUCUUCCGGGCGGCGUCUGCGUGGGCGUGGAGUUGUGGGCGUGAAGGGGAGGCGUGUCUGUGUCUGUGUUUCGUAACGGUGGGCGGAUCCCUUCCCCCUGCCUGUCAGUGUAAUUACCAUAUGAUUUAAUGACCUGAAUGUAUGUGUGUAUAAUCACUGUAUUUUAUUUAUUUAUAUAAGAAGAAAAAUAAUCUUUGUUUGAUAAACUGUCAACGAAAAGUUUACGACUGCACGUAGCCUACAGGAACCGACCGCGUUUUGUGUGUGUGGUUUGAUGUGUAUAGA
Molecule: messenger RNA, 868 nt
Organism: Penaeus indicus
Lineage: Eukaryota; Metazoa; Arthropoda; Malacostraca; Decapoda; Penaeidae
Exons: 4
Coding region: 58-561 (167 amino acids)
Source: RefSeq, a predicted model, not a curated record